Messenger RNA from Poeciliopsis prolifica (blackstripe livebearer), 1492 nucleotides. RefSeq names its product TNFAIP3-interacting protein 3-like. The coding region runs from base 105 to 1034 and encodes 309 amino acids. Lineage: Eukaryota; Metazoa; Chordata; Actinopteri; Cyprinodontiformes; Poeciliidae. Gene Ontology annotation, biological process: regulation of transcription by RNA polymerase II; cellular response to lipopolysaccharide. The transcript is spliced from 10 exons. The record is from RefSeq and is a predicted model, not a curated record.
GUCGGUUUUAACACGUCACAGGGCUGCAGAGUUAAAUUUGCAGGGCAGAGGCGAGGCGCUAAAACAGACACCUGAACUGGUUGAAGACUCCUCGGGACUACAGCAUGUCUGUGCAUAAAAACACGGAAGACAGUUCGCCUGUUAGGACGUCAGAGGCCACACAACACAAACAAACCCACAGACUGUAUCCAACACUGCCAAAUAGAAACAGGUUUGAGGUUUGCUUGCCACUCGGCUCCACUGGGGAAAAAAAUUGCGCAGCUGCUGAGAGUCACAAUGAGCAGAAAGACACACAGUCGGAAGAGCCGGUCAGCAGCUAUUGCACCAUGAAAGAACAGAUUCUCAUCUUGGAGCAGCAGAAUAAAGAGCUUCUUGCUAUUAACAAUAACUGGGCAAAAGAGUACAGAACAAUGGUGGACUAUUACAAGAAGAAGGUCCAGUUUUUAAAAGCAUUAAAACAAGAUGAUGUCUCUGAAGAGGAGAGAAGUGAUGAAGAAGAGAGGCCUGUCACAUUCUGUAAAAAGGAAAAGGUCCAUGAGGACACCCAGCCUGGAAAAGACAGAGUUCGAACCGAGUUACGGACUGCAGACGAGGAAAUUGAAGAGCUGCGAGCGCAGAACAAUACUCUGACCUGUAGGUGGCAGCAUCAGCAGGAGGAGAUCAAGAGGCUCAACAAGGCCUUAGAGGAAACUCUCCAGAAAUAUCAGGCUCUGAAGGACAGCAGUGAAACACUACCAAACAUCUGGGAACAUCAGGCUGAAGUCUACAAGGAGGACUUUCUGAAAGAGCGCAAGGACCGGGAGAAGCUGAAGGGGGAAAAUCUGGAACUGCAGAAGCGCUAUAGAAAGGUUCAUGACCAGCUGUGUGUCUUCAAAUCCCAGGUGACUUUGGCACACUGCUGUUCCUGCACGAGUCGACCCAAACACCCAGACAGGGAGCAGCAGCACGUCCAGCAGCAGCACGUCCAGCAGCAGCACGUCCAGCAGCAGCACGUCCAGCAGCAGCGCCGCUACACUUUCCGCAGCAAAGACUGAAUGAAACGUUUAGAGUUUGAACGAUGAUGUUUCGAUGGAUCUCAGUGGAGGAGGAGGAUCUGACAGAAGAGCCUUCAGAAGGACAACCUGCAGCAGCUUCGUGUCACUGAAGACACAGAAAAUGUUGUGCUGUCAAAACACUAUGACGGAUUCAGACUUCAAAGGAAUGUUUUAAGGCAUAUUAAUACUUAUGCAAGAAAGGAAGGAAUAGAACACAACCAUAAUUGUUUGCCUUAUCUCACAAGUAAGGAAAAGAAGCUGAAUCUAUGCAGUAAUUACAGCUUAUAGCAUCCGACUUCUUAUACACUAUUAAUAUUUAACCACUUUUAGGACCUUGCAUUUUGCUUGUACAGACUGGAAAAAGACAAAAAAGAAACUCUAGGAAGUACCUGAUGUAAUUGUUUUUCAAGAAAAAAUUUAUUUUAUACAGUAUAUUUAUUUAUUUAGGUUUGAUGGAU